AUGGCUGCGACAAAAAGCGCUAGUCGCGUAAUUGGUUCGGUUAAACCGAUUCUUAGCCGAGAUUUGAGCGAUGCGAAACGCCGGGUGCGAGAGUUGUACAGAGCAUGGUACCGGGAAGUGCCUAAUACAGUGCAUGUGUUUCAGCUAGAUAUCACUGUGAAACAAGGAAGGGAAAUGGUGAGAGAGAGGUUUCAAAGAAAUGCUGAUGUAACCGAUCCUAGGGUCAUUGAUCUUCUUGUAAUCAAGGGGAAGAUGGAUUUAGAAGAAACUAUAAAGGUAUGGAAGCAAAGGACACACAUUAUGCGAUUUUUCCAUGAGACUGAGAGUCUACAACCUGAUGAUUUUCUUUCUAACUUCUAUGUUGGCCAGGACCAUUAA
Messenger RNA from Bufo bufo (common toad), 378 nucleotides. Its product is annotated as NADH dehydrogenase [ubiquinone] 1 alpha subcomplex subunit 6-like. NCBI's taxonomy places the organism in Eukaryota, Metazoa, Chordata, Amphibia, Anura, Bufonidae. The coding region runs from base 1 to 378 and encodes 125 amino acids. Gene Ontology annotation, biological process: response to oxidative stress. The record is from RefSeq and is a predicted model, not a curated record. The transcript has a single exon.